Molecule: messenger RNA, 1884 nt
Organism: Colius striatus (speckled mousebird)
Lineage: Eukaryota; Metazoa; Chordata; Aves; Coliiformes; Coliidae
Product: killer cell lectin-like receptor subfamily F member 1
Exons: 7
Coding region: 107-904 (265 amino acids)
Source: RefSeq, a predicted model, not a curated record
CAUAGCACAGCGUAUGUAUACUUCUGGAGGCAGGCAAAGCUAAUACAGGAUGCAACCCACUGUAUUAAACCAGUUCUUUCCAUAAAUCUGAAGGACUUGCUCGUCAAUGGCAGGCGAUAUCACAUAUGUGGAUGUGGCAAUGCUACCAAGGGAAAGACCACACGCUCCUUCUCAGACAUCAGUUCCAGGAAACGUGAUCACAUACGCUGAGCUGCGCAUGAAGCCGAAACACAAAGGGAACAGCAGAUCAGAGACUUCCGCUUCUGGUUGCCAACAUAGAUGCUCAGCGUGGUUCUACGUGGCACUGGUCCUGGGAGUCCUUGUGCUCGUCCUGAUAGGCAUCAUAGCCGUACUAGCUGAGCAACUUUUGAAAGGCAGAGAAGGAAAAUCAGAAAGUUUGUCCCAGUAUGGUAUCAAUAGCACUGGCAAUCACAUUUCUUCAGAGAAAAUUGCCUCUACGAUGCUCCUGAAAUGGCUCAUGAAGGAACUCUGUGAAGAUGGACAGGCAACAACGUGUGAGCUGUGUCCUCCUGGGUGGCAACUACAUAGAGGGAGAUGCUACUACUUCUCUGAGAAGGCUGUAAAUUGGGAUGACAGCCAGAGAAACUGUUUGGCCAGGAAAUCCCAACUUCUAGUCAUUGAGGAUGAAAAUGAGAUGGAAUUUAUAGACCAUAAAGAGAGAGGCAUAAAAUAUAUUUGGAUUGAGUUAAAGGUCCAAAAUGUGAAGAAACAACAGAGUUCAGCUGAAGAUCCUGGAGCAGAAGAAAACAGGAUAGCUAUGAAAAGAAUUGAGGAUGACAAGAACUGUGCUGUUUACAGAAGAAAAAACAUAAUCCAAACAGAUAACUGCCACACUUUAAAGAAGUGGAUCUGUAAGAGGAAUGCAACUUUGUUGGUGCUCUGAGCCAAACUGUCAGACAACAGUUUUGUCAGAAGACCAAUUUUACUGAUAGAGCAACACAUAGCAUAAGAAAUUUUAUAAAACUUGCACAGAAAUUUGCUUUUCACUGUUCUGUGCUGCCUGAGACUUUGUCAGAUGCAAAGAGGGAGCUCCAAAGUUACCAUGUGUCAGUGUGAAGGUCAUGAAACAGCACUGCAUGAUUUGAAUUAGGGGUGCUGAGCCUUCCCACUGCCAGUUGUUGGCAGCAGCUGCUUCUAGAAGAGAGCAGGGGAGAAGAGAUACUCGUGAAGGAUGAGCACUGCACACAUGUACUAUAUGAUGUACAGGAAAGAUGCUGUCUGCAAGGGUGGAAGAGUGUGUUGGAGCCCACAGCUGUCAUACAUGUCCCUCAGGCUGCUGAGCUGAGGCACUUUUUAUUUGGGAUUCAAUAUUUUAGUGUUUUCUGGGGUUUGUGGUUUGGUUUUUUUUGAUUUUUUUCCCCUUUACAUUCUAAUUCCAACUUACAGAAGCCACUUGAAGGCUGGGGAAAAAUGAAUUUACUAGACUCAUAAGUGUCUCAUUCAGAGCUGGCCUGCACAGAUACUGAAUAUACAGAUACCAGACCAAGCCUAAAGUGACUCAUAACACUUGUGGUUAAUGACUCCUAGUGCUUAACUAGGGAAGAGGCUUAGACCAUAAGACAAUAUUGCAGUGCAAGGAAAUAAAGAUGAUACCCUGCCUUUCCACUUGUAUUUUUUCCUUUUACAUUGCAAGUUCUUUAAUGUGCUGCAACCACAGUUACUGCCUGGGAGGUAUGAUGAUGAAGUGCUGAAGCUAAAGGCUGGUGAAAUUAAUGCCUGUGGGCACACUCAGUGAAUACGUGGGCAUUCAAGUGUCAUUUAAUGCCUGUGAGUGCACCUCAUUAAACAUAUUACUUGGGUGUUUAAGUGUCAUGGAUACAUUAUUUCUGGAUCUAGAAUACAAAAUUGCUAAGAGCAGUCUGA